GGUGGUCAGUCGGUGGUCAGUCGCGGCCGGUCGUGGUCACUCGUGGUCUGUGGUGGGUGGCCCGCGCAUGGGUUGGUGCCUCAGUCACCGGCGGGAGCAAUCAGCAGGCCUCAAUGACAUCAUAGCCCGGCCCGCCUCCGCCGUGCCGUGGCCGGCGUUGAAACUUCGCCCCUCGUCCAGUCAAAGGGCGAAGAGACCCGACGCUCGCCUGCUGUCAGCCCGUCCAGCCUCUGCCCCAAACCGAACUCAAAUUCCAACUCUUUCACUGCGACGUUUCCAGUCAGGCGACGCUCACCUCCGCGCGUAGUCUUGCGCCAUCAUUUUCAGUCCUUUUCCAUCCCAGCCGACCUUUCCGUCUUUCAGUCUCCCUUCUGACAUUCGAGCUGCAGUCUGCGUUCUUUUGCCUUCUACGUGCGUCUUCGAGACACCGUUGGCUUCUCUAGCGUCCCUCGACCCUCAGUGACGUCCGCUGACCCCGCCUAUCGCGAGCUUGCGAUCGUCCACACCACCCGAGUGGUCGAACGUUCACACUCUAAGCAUAUUUGGACGGCCACAUCAGCCUUGCGUGCUCGUCUCUACACGCACUGGGCCCUUGCUGUUUGAUCUCAUAGCACGCUGCGACGCUGCGACGCUGCGACGCCCAUCGCACCUGCCGCCAUGGCUUCCGUCGUCGUCAAGGAGCGGGAGCGCGAGUGGGACACCGAGUCCAGGAGCAGCCACCGUCCCUACACUACCAUCAGGAGGUACAAGAUCCCAGAGGAUAUGGAAGACACUGAGGACACUCGCGUCACCAUCCGUGAACGCCAUGACCAUCGCGACCACGAUGACCGAGUUCAGUAUCGCAUCGUCGAGCGCGAGAGGGACUACUCACCACCCCGCUCGCACCGCGGGGUCGAGGAGGAUCGAAUCAUAAUCCGUCGCCGUUCGCGUUCUCGUUCAUCUUCACCGGACACCCGUGUCUCGUCGAGGAAAGACCUGUACCCGCCCGAAACCCCUUACUCGCUCGAGAAGUACUCUAGGUCGACCGAGUACUUCUCGCAGCCGACACCCCAGCCGAUCAUCAUUCAAGAGCGACCCGCCCCGCCUCCUCAAACGAUCGUCAUCCGUGAGACUUCGCAGCCGCAACAGAUCAUCGUGCGAGAGCGGGUUGAACCGUCGUACGAGCUCGUCGAGCGGGAGCGGCCCAGACCGCGCCAGGACGAGGAGGACUACUACUACGAACGCCGCGUCCGAGAAUUCGACCGCGGACGAAGGUAUGACGACCGUGUGGAUGACCAACGGGAGUGGCGCCGGCGACGCGAGGACGAGAGAGGAUACUACAGUGAUGACGACGCCGUCUAUAUCCGACGAGAGUACGACGAUUACAGCUCUCGCGAGCACAGCCCGCACCACAAACGCCACAUCGCCGAGGGCGUCCUCGCUGGUAUCGCUGCUUCCCAGAUUGUGCGACACCACCGCAAGCGUGAAGGUCGCUCUCCAGGCAGCCGCAUUGGCCAAGUUGUGGGCUAUGGUGCGCUGGGCGGGAUUGGCGCUGAAGCUCUGACGCGCUGGAACGAAAACCGUGAGAGAUCGCGAUCUCGGCAUGGCUAUCGAGACCGCGAUCGAAGCAGGUCGCUUCCGCGCGCAAGGACGAUCGCAGGCGUGGCUGCACUGGCCGGUCUUGGUGCCCUCGCAUAUGCUGCGGGAAAGAACAACAGCAAGAGCCAGACCACGAUCAUCGAGAGGGAUGGUCAUCGAAGCCGAUCAAGCCGCCGGAGAUCAUCCAGAUCCAGAUCUUCUGUCAGAUCCGUCAGUUCGGAAGGCAAGCAUAUGGAUCCUCAGCACAGAAAUCAACGCGUGGCACAAGCCGGCCUUGUGGGCGCCGCGGCCGCAGGCAUCGCCCAAGCAGCGCGAAAUCAUUCUCGCGGCCGUCGAUCCCGCAGCCGAAGCAGAAUCCGGCAAGGCGUGCCUAUCGUUGCUGCUGGUCUAGGCAGCGCUGCGGUGGCAGGCCUGUAUGAGAAUAUGAAAGCUAGAAAGGAGGCGAAAGAGCUGUCUAGAUCACGCUCAAGAUCAUACUCUAGGUCGAGAUCCAGAUCAAGAUCCAGGUCAAGGUCUGUCUCACGUCAUACCCUUAGGGGAGCCGCCGGUGACACUGCUCUUGUAGAAUAUGGCGGUGACCCGAUUCCUUCUUCUUCGUCGGAGCUCGAUAGCCAUCGUCACCGCAGUCGUUCGCGAGGCAGACAUCAUCACCGACACCGCUCACAUUCCGGCUCAAGCGCCGACCGCAGGAGCCGUAGUCGGAGCAAAGGUCUAGCUGAGGUUGCUGCGGCGGCUGGUGUUGCUGGCGUUGCCGCUCACGAGCUUACAAAGAGGCGUGAGCGGCGGCGCGAGCGAGAGCGUCGACGUCAAGAAGAGGAAGCAGCCGCCGCCGCUUCUAACUCUGAAUAUACUUCAACCACAGACGCCAAUAGCCCGUACUAUCCAGCAAGCAACCACUUCGCCCCACCUCCUAAUGCUGCUGAGGGGGGAUACCCCCCGAUGAAUCAUCCUAAUGAUUCUGCAUACUACUCUAAUCCUGUUCCGCCCUACAACCCUGCCGACUAUGGCCCUACUACUGGACCAACUCUGCCUCGAGAUGACCCUUAUGCUCAACCAUACAACCAGCAACACCAUGACAAUUUUGCUACGCCCCAUCAAGACCCAUAUUCGCCAAAAAAUAAGGACCCAAGAGCCCCUGAAAAUGUGAGUGCACCGCGUGCUGCUCACUUCCAUGCUGGACCUGAUGGUCUAGACGGUGAAGCCUCACCCCGAACAGUCACUCCUGGGUCAACACGACCGAACUCCCCAGCACCACCACAUAAACCAAUAUCACCUGCACAACAAAGUCACGGGAAAAGCGUCUACUUUGACCUCAAUCCUGUUGAGAGCGAGCAUAUCAUUACUCCAAACGAAAGUCCCGAAGCUUCUCGCGACGACGUAGACGAGUUUGAUCAACGUCGACAUCGGCAUAGCGAUUCCAAGCCCAGUCGCAAGCGCAGACGACGUUCUCGUGACUCAUCUCCUUCCAGCGCAGGCGACUCUGACUCCACUGAAGAUCUUCCCCCGCGCUUCGAUGAGCAAGGUCGUCGUCUUCCGGAAAGAGGCGAGGAUCCCUUGGCCGAUAAGAUCGAAGAUCUGCUGCAUUCAACUUUCUUUCAGGACGUUGCGGAUAAUCUUUUCGGUUCUAGCGGUCGUGGCGGACGGAGACGGUAGUUUUCCUCACAUCUUUGAGAUUCUGCUUAACCUUUUUCUUUCCUCCCCCCCCCCCC
This is a messenger RNA of Verruconis gallopava, 3287 nucleotides long. RefSeq lists its product as uncharacterized. The record is from RefSeq and is a predicted model, not a curated record. The transcript is spliced from 3 exons. Bases 658 to 3231 code for a protein of 857 amino acids. Lineage: Eukaryota; Fungi; Ascomycota; Dothideomycetes; Venturiales; Sympoventuriaceae.